CGGUGACGUAGUUCCGCUUUGCUGGGCGCGCGGUGGACGGUCUGAAACGUAGAGUGCGGCUUUCGCUGGGGCUUCGCGUCCCCGGAGCCCAGCAUGGCUUCCUCGCGACCCUCCUCCACGGUACAGGCAACCAAAACUAAGGCACCAGAUGACUUAGUGGCUCCUGUUGUGAAGAAACCACACAUCUAUUAUGGAAGUUUGGAAGAGAAGGAGAGGGAGCGUCUGGCCAAAGGAGAAUCUGGGCUUUUGGGAAAAGAAGGACUCAAAGCAGGAAUUGAAGCAGGAAACAUUAACAUAACCUCUGGAGAAGUGUUUGAAAUUGAAGAGCACAUCAGUGAGAGACAGGCUGAAGUGUUAGCAGAGUUUGAGAGAAGGAAGCGAGCCCGGCAAAUCAACGUUUCCACAGAUGACUCAGAGGUCAAAGCUUGCCUUAGAGCUUUGGGGGAACCCAUCACACUUUUUGGAGAAGGUCCUGCUGAAAGAAGAGAAAGGUUAAGAAAUAUCCUCUCAGUGGUCGGUACUGAUGCCUUAAAAAAGACCAAAAAAGAUGAUGAGAAAUCAAAGAAGUCCAAAGAAGAGUAUCAGCAGACCUGGUACCAUGAAGGACCAAACAGCCUGAAGGUUGCUAGACUGUGGAUUGCUAAUUAUUCACUGCCCAGGGCAAUGAAACGCUUAGAAGAGGCCCGUCUUCAUAAAGAGAUUCCUGAGACAACUAGAACCUCCCAGAUGCAAGAGCUGCACAAAUCUCUCCGGUCUUUGAAUAAUUUCUGCAGUCAGAUUGGGGAUGAUCGGCCUAUCUCCUACUGUCACUUUAGUCCCAAUUCCAAAAUGCUGGCCACAGCUUGUUGGAGUGGGCUCUGCAAGCUCUGGUCUGUUCCGGAUUGCAACCUCCUUCACACUCUGCGAGGCCAUAACACAAACGUGGGAGCGAUCGUAUUCCAUCCCAAAUCCACGGUCUCCUUGGACCAAAAAGACGUCAACCUGGCCUCUUGUGCUGCUGAUGGUUCUGUGAAACUGUGGAGCCUUGACAGUGAUGAACCGGUGGCAGAUAUUGAAGGCCACACAGUGCGUGUUGCCCGUGUAAUGUGGCAUCCAUCAGGACGUUUCUUAGGUACCACCUGCUAUGACCGAUCAUGGCGCUUAUGGGAUUUGGAAGCUCAAGAGGAGAUCCUGCAUCAGGAGGGCCACAGCAUGGGUGUGUAUGACAUUGCCUUCCAUCAAGAUGGCUCUUUGGCUGGCACUGGGGGACUGGAUGCAUUUGGUCGAGUUUGGGACUUGCGCACCGGACGUUGUAUCAUGUUCCUAGAAGGUCACCUGAAGGAAAUAUAUGGAAUAAGUUUCUCCCCCAAUGGCUACCACAUUGCCACUGGCAGUGGCGACAACACCUGCAAAGUGUGGGACCUUCGACAGCGACGUUGUGUCUAUACCAUUCCUGCCCAUCAGAACCUAGUGACAGGUGUCAAGUUUGAGCCUAUCCAUGGGAAUUUCUUGCUCACUGGUGCCUAUGAUAACACAGCCAAGAUCUGGACUCACCCAGGCUGGUCCCCUCUGAAGACUCUGGCCGGCCACGAAGGCAAAGUGAUGGGCCUAGACAUUUCUUCCGAUGGGCAGCUCAUAGCCACUUGCUCCUAUGACAGGACCUUCAAGCUCUGGAUGGCUGAAUAGGCAGGACCAUGGAAGAAGGACUCAAGCCUCACUCUCCCUUUAGAGCCAUUUUCAAAAGAAAGGAAUUGAUGUGUUUUGUUCUAUCAUGUAUUUUGCCAAUUACCAUGUAUAUAGAUCCUCAAAAGAACUGAAUUUCUGUCUCAGCUCCCACUGCAGGCAAGCAGCCCGAUCCCUGGGUGUUGGUCAACCCCUUCCACGGUUGAAAAUUUUUAGUUUUCAUCUUCAAGCCCCUCCAUGAACUUUGUAGACAUUGUUUUUAUUAAUCUUUUGUUUGAAUGCCCUCUUGCUUUCCUCAAACCACUCAGUUUUUACUUCUUGAAACCUGGCUUUCCGUUACAUGGUACAUGUUUCAGGACUCCAUGUGACCCAGCGAGCAAGACGGUUGUGCUCUGUGCAGGAAGCCCUCAGGUGAGAAGCACAUCUCACUGUGCGCUGGCUGAACAGUACCUGACAGCGAGCACCCUGAGAAUGGAAGGCGGGACGUAGACCACAGCUGUGUCCCGGGUUAUGCAGUGGAGGUCUUACCUCAUCCUGUUGAGUUCACUGGGAAUGCGAACUGCAUCGGGAAGUUCAGAACUGAGCAGCUGCCUCUUCAGAAGAUGUCUUCCAUUUUGCUUUGAAGUUUGGCAUCCUUUGUAUUACCCCAAAACUAGGCCAUUGUGUCAAGAUUCUGUGAAAUUUUUAGGAAGCAAACACGAUGUCUCUGUUGUGCAAGUUCUUUUCUGUUGGUUAUUUAUAUGUACCCUUCAUGUGGAGAUAACUCGGGGGGGGGGAAAAUCCCUAAUGGAUAUUCCUAAACAUAAAACUUUUUUUCUUUAUUGCACACUUGCUACCGAGUAAAAUCCUAUUUAAAAAAC
This is a messenger RNA of Capra hircus (goat), 2522 nucleotides long. It is a transcript of the gene PRPF4, whose product is annotated as pre-mRNA processing factor 4. Gene Ontology annotation, molecular function: U6 snRNA binding; protein binding; U4 snRNA binding. NCBI's taxonomy places the organism in Eukaryota, Metazoa, Chordata, Mammalia, Artiodactyla, Bovidae. Gene Ontology annotation, biological process: mRNA splicing, via spliceosome. Gene Ontology annotation, cellular component: U4/U6 x U5 tri-snRNP complex. The record is from RefSeq and is a predicted model, not a curated record. The transcript has 14 exons. The coding region runs from base 94 to 1665 and encodes 523 amino acids.